Molecule: messenger RNA, 1158 nt
Organism: Gekko japonicus
Lineage: Eukaryota; Metazoa; Chordata; Lepidosauria; Squamata; Gekkonidae
Gene: ZIC5
Product: Zic family member 5
Exons: 3
Coding region: 1-1158 (385 amino acids)
Biological process (GO): regulation of transcription by RNA polymerase II; central nervous system development
Cellular component (GO): nucleus
Molecular function (GO): DNA-binding transcription factor activity, RNA polymerase II-specific; RNA polymerase II cis-regulatory region sequence-specific DNA binding
Source: RefSeq, a predicted model, not a curated record
AUGUUCAUCUCCUCGGCCGGCACCUACGGGGCGGGCGGGGAGGCCCCGGCGGCCGCCGUCUUCCCGGCCCUGCACGAACCCCCGCCGCCGCCGCUCAACGGGCAGAUGCGCCUCGGGUUGGCCGUGGCGGCGGCAGCGGCGGCGGCGGCCGAGUUCUACGGGCGCGUCGAGCCUUUCCGCACCUCCUCCGCGGCCGCCUCUGAGGCGCCCUUCGGCCCCGCGCCGCCGGCCUACUUGGCAGCGGCGGCGGCCCUGCAGCAGCAGCAGCACCCGGCGUCGGGGGCACCUCCUCCUCCUCCUCCCCCGGGCUCGCAGCCCCCCCACCCGGCGGCGGCGGCCUUCCUGCGCUACAUGCGGCAGCCGAUCAAGCAGGAGCUGAUCUGCAAGUGGCUGGAGGGCCCUCCGGCCGGGGGGGUCCCGGGGACGGCAGGGGCGCCCUGCUGCUCCAAGACCUACGGCACCAUGCACGAGCUGGUCAGCCACGUCACGGUGGAGCACGUCGGGGGCCCGGAGCAGAGCAGCCACGUGUGCUUCUGGGAGGAGUGCCCCCGCCAGGGGAAGCCCUUUAAGGCCAAGUACAAGCUCAUCAACCACAUCCGCGUCCACACCGGCGAGAAGCCCUUCCCCUGCCCCUUCCCCGGCUGCGGCAAGGUCUUCGCCCGCUCCGAGAACCUCAGGCCCGCUCGCUUGAGCCACACCGGGGAGAAGCCUUUUAAAUGCGAGUUUGAUGGCUGCGACCGGAAAUUUGCAAACAGCAGUGACCGGAAAAAACACUCCCACGUUCAUACCAGUGACAAGCCAUAUUUCUGCAAAGUCAGAGGUUGCGACAAAUCCUACACCCACCCGAGCUCCUUGCGCAAGCACAUGAAGAUCCACUGCAAGUCCCCCCCACCUUCCCCACCCCUGGGGCCUCACGGCCUGCACCCUGCAGGGACACCGUUGGGGGACCCUCUCUCCCCUCUCCUGGACUCUGGCAGGGGCCGUCCUGCCAAUCUUUCUCCUCAGGUGACCAACCUCAACGAAUGGUACGUCUGCCAGGCCAGUGGGGCACCCAACCACCUCCACACGCCAUCGAGCAACGGCACAUCUUCAGAGGAGGAAGAGGAGGAGGAGGAAGAGGAGAUUUAUAGGAACUCUGAGGCCAGAACUAUUCAUUAA